AUGGACACUGUCGGUAGGGCAUGUAUUAUACAGAUAUACCAAGAUAUCAAGCAUGUGAUAUUGAACUACUACUGCCUUUCUGACUUCGAACAGGUCGGCAAGACAGAGUGCAAGAUUUUCAGACCUGGACGGAUUCUGCACAACCCUUGCUCAGAAAACGUUCGGAAUCUUGGGGGCAUGCACAGAAUCCAUGUAAAACUGAAAGGAACCCAAGCCAGAGGUCAAGCACCCUAUGACGGAUGCAGACUCAUGCCAGAACCUUCCCGCAUGUUGAGAACACUGGGUAUUAUGUACACGCAGAUGAUUGUGGCAAGACAUUGUGAAGAACUUAAUAAGUGGCGAGACGAUGGACGUUGUGGUCCAGGAUUUCCAGCACCAAAUGGGCUUCCUGCUGCUGAAUGCGACCCUAAAAGCCUUCGUUACUGUUGUUCCCCAAAUAAGUGGUGUGGUAUCACGGCCGAACACUGCGAUUGUUCUGGGUGUACGCAUUACACAGCUCCAGUUCCGGAAUUAACCAUUAGUUUCCCUGGAGACGUUCAUUAUUUAGUAAGCUCUUUGCGGCCACUCUCCAUCGAGACUGUUUGUAAGUCCUGUAAUCUUGACGAAGUGGUUAAGUUUACAUGGAAACUACAGCAGAAAUCCAUUAUUUCGAACGCGUUUGAAGAUGUGUUGGGCUAUGAAACUGAGUCGUCGGCUACAGCCAAUAGAGGUACUACGCUGUUGGACAAAUUCCAAAUAAGCUGUUAUGAGUGGCAAGACGAAGGUCCCAGCGUUCUAUACCCCAGUACUCCCUCAACAGACACAAAUGGCAACACGAAUGGACUCAAAUAUCAAAUCAAAAUAAGUUAUCAUAAUUCUAGUACAGAUAGCGAGUUGAUAUCGAUGAGCAAUGAAUCAACAUCCACACCCAUGAUAUUUCCGAGUGGUGAUGUCGUUAACAACUACACAGUGGAUAUAUUUAUCAAGAUAAUCGACGAAUUAGGAUCAUCAGCUCUGAUAAACACCUCGGUUCAGGUGAUGGAAAUAAGUAAUGAGGCAGACAUGGAAGCUGCUGUUGACCAGAUACUUACUGGAGAGAUGUUGAACAUAAUAGCCAACACGGAAGAUGACAGCCUGGUAUUGGCGUCAGUAGAUGCAGUAGUUAAUUUAUUACAGACAUGGACCUCGGAGAUACAAGAUGCAAGUGGCACAGUGGAAGCUGAUCAACCAACCAAUAGUAAGAGUUCUAAAAAAAUGCAAGGGGUAAUAAUGAUUGAAUUAGUGAGUGAGUUACUGUCAAGUACUCUUAAAGAGGGCAAUAUUACUGAUUUUGUAAUGGUUAAGAGUGUCACUGAAGGUCUACUGAAGACAUCAUCAAAUAUUUUAGAGAGGUCACAUUCUAAUCAGGAUAUUGAGAUUAAGGAACAGGAUGAAAUGAUGAUGAAUAAACUAAUUGAUGCAGUCGAUACGUGCUUAGACAUUGCGCUAGAGAUGGCGCCAGCGAACGGUGAAUCGGUGUCAUUCAAGACGAGCAUGUUUGAAGCUGAAGUUAGCAAACAGAAUUCAAGUGCACUAUUCGGUAAACAGUUCAACUCCAGUUACGGUGGGUUCACACUGCCGAGUGUUGCACGGGAAUCGAGGAAUACAACGCAAUUCAUAUCAAAAAUAAAGUUUGUCGCAUUGGCUAUAAAUCCGUACGUUUUGAAAUCGCCGGCCAUUUUUCAAAACUCACCGAUUGUGAGCCUUGACAUCAUGGAUGAAAACGGUAACAAUGUUUAUAUAGACGGAGAUUACGUCAUCGAUAUCACACUACCAGACAAUAAUGCUGAAGACAGCAGCUUACACGCAUUGAUGUAUGGCAAUGACACAAGUGCGUUUGAGUUGAAUGCGACAACUGCAGACUCUGCACUAGUUUUAACUAUACAAGUCGAUGCACCAGUGGCAUACGAUAUAUAUUUGCAAGCUGGCAUGAUGCCAAAUGAAUCUCAAUAUGACGUGAAAUGGACAUUAUCAGACAACUGUUCGAAUAUAUUAUAUUAUCGUGUUGUGGAGAGGGAUACAUAUCAUCUGUUGGUGAAAAGCUAUACACAGAAUACUUCUGUUUACAUGGUGACUCUUACAUCGACAUUUCUGGUGUGUCGUUACUGGAACACUACUAUUCAAGAAUGGAAAUCUGACGGUUGUUCGCCCGUCCAAUCAGAAAUGAACACUAUUACCUGCGUCUGUAACCAUUUGACAUCGUUUACAGCCGGCGAGUUUGUAGUUCCAGUCAAUAAAAUCGAUUUCUCGAGCGUAUUCAACAAAGAUAUCGCCGACAAUGCCGUGGUACUCGCUACCGUUCUUGUCUUCUUUGCAAUCUAUGCUAUCUUGGCUUUAUGGUUGAGACGAAAGGACAAAAACGAUUGGAAUAUGUGGUAUACUCUGCCCCUGGCCGGGAAUCAAACAAAUGACAAGUACUACUACCGUGUAACUGUGUAUACCGGGUUUCGACUUGGUGCUGGUACAUUGUCUGAUAUUCAGUUUAAUAUCAGUGGAGAAACUAAGGAAUCCGGUAUACGCCAUCUGAUGGAUAAACACAACAAAAUGGCCUUCACAACUGGCAGUGUACAUAGUUUUCUCUUGGCAGUUCCUUGCCACUUGGGUCCUCUGUGUUACAUUCAUAUAUGGCUGAGUGAGCACUCAAAGGAAAUAUUUGAUUCAUGGUUCUUAGAUCGAAUCGAAGUAUUUGAUACACAGACUGAAGAAAGGUUUAAUUUCGUCUGCUACAAGUGGUUCGCCGUUGAUAGGGAAGACGAAAAAGUUGAAAGAGUACUGCCGGUCAGUGGUGGUACACAAAUGUCAUCUUUCGUACAUAUCUGUUGGAGUAAUUCACGGGAUAAAAUGACUGAUGAUUAUUUGUGGGGUUCCAUGUUUACCCGUCCGGUGCCUAGUAACUUCACAAGAGUUCAGCGAUUGUCCUGCUGUGCAGUAGCAUUUUACUUGGCUAUGAUUGCCAAUGCUAUGUUCUAUGAUACAGCAGACGCUGUGGGCGAUACCAAAUCAAUUUAUAUCGGACCUCUGCGUUUAUCUCUGGGAACACUAUACAUUGGCUUGAUCAGCGCAUUGAUAACAAUGCCACCGUCGAUUAUUAUUAUGCAAUUAUUUCAAAAAUCAAGGCCAUUUAGACGGAAGAACUGUACAAAUGAUGGAGAUAAAGAAAUGCCAAAGAAUGAUCAUCCGUUACCAUGGUUUUGCGUUGGAAUUGCAUGGUUUAUCGUGUUUUGCGCAAUGUUUUUGUCAUCGUUUUUUGUUGUCUUGUAUAGUCUACAAUGGGGUGCGGAAGUUUCCCGCCAAUGGUUGACGUCACAGAUGACGUCGUUUUUCUUAUCUGCAUUGGUCAUCGAUCCUCUCAAGGCUUUAGUCAUGGUCAUCUUUGUAUCAUCCAUGUUUUCAUGGCUGAAGAAACCCUACGCUAAAGUAAUUAACGAAAGAGACCAUGGGACUGAUGUUUUCAGUAAUAAUCACCAAACAGAAGGGAGUUCCAUUCCCAACCAGCCUCCAAAUAAACAGACAAUGAAGCAAGCAAAAACCAUUAAACGGAAGGAUAUCAUUUUAAAGACCAUUUUUAAAGACGCCGUAGUGUACACCUUAUUGAUACUGUUUUCUAUGGAAAUAUCUACCACGUAUAGACCGAAGUCGAGCUAUUAUACAAAUAAAGCCCUGGCAAAUAUCGUGAAGAGUGGUGAUAUAUCCCCAUGUAACGAAAUGUCAUGUUACUACUCUUGGCUCAACCAGACAUUGACCGCAACGUUGCAUUCUGGUUAUUAUUACAACGGACAUAAGAUGGAAGCAGGUAGAAUCGAUCUGCUGACAAAUGUUAUCUCGUACGUAAUUGCUCCAGUCGUCUUACGUCAACUGCGAAUAAAACCAGGUACGUGCACUGUACCGAUUAAAAUGGGCAAUAUAAUAUCCGAGUGUAAUGCUGAAUACUCCGUACUGGCGGAGGAGAAGGGCACAUUCAAUACGAGUUGGACUGAGUAUAAUGUAACCAUCGACAAUAUGACCAUGACGUCAUACGAACCAUGGACACACAGCUCCCUCUACGGUGAACAUAUGGCGCCGUAUUUCUGGAGUAAAAUGGGAAACCCGUAUUCCAGUGAUGGCUAUAUAGCAGUUCUCGGACGCAAUUUAAGUCAAUCCCAAGAUCGCAUCAACGACCUGAUACAAGCUGGUUGGAUAGAUAGUCUCACUAGAGCAGUCUUUGUCGAGUUUGCUGCAUACAAUCCAAAUGUUCGAGUUCUCAGUUUAGUAACAAUUCUGACCGAGUUUUUUGAACAUGGCACAACUACGGACACUUUGCGAAUUGAUACGUUGGCUUUAUUUGACCUCAUGACCAUGGAUUUUGACAUUUUCAUUUCCCUGGUGUGCCACAUAUCGUAUUUCAUUGUGGUGAUGUGGGCGUCGUAUUACUGCUUCCGCCAAAUAUUGAAGUAUGGCCGACGUUACUUUCAUCGUUUCUGGAACCGUUUUCAAUUCACCGUAACUUUGCUGUCCAGUACCAGUAUUGGACUGUAUUUUGUGAGGCUUGAAAUAACAAACUGGGCCUUAGCUGGAUCGAACAAAGGUUUUUAUGGAAAUUUCCGAUACCUUGUAUUGAUAGAUGGCGUUUUCGCAAUUUUCGUCGGUCUUGUAUCGUUCAUGUCUGUCAUUAGCUACACACGUUUACUUGGCUUGCAUAGACGUACACGUAUUUUCCAAGCGACCUUGUCCAUCGCAAAAGACUCAAUCAUUUCAUUUUCAUUAAUUCUCGUCAUCGUUACAUUUGCAUAUAUCCAACUGAUAUAUUUCUACUUCGGGAGAACUACGUUACCUUUUAAAAGUGUCCGCGACACCUUACUCACGCUUUUGUCAGUGCUUGGUGGAUCGCUCAAAGCAAAUGGUGAGGGUAUCCUGUCUGAAAGUACCAAAGCUGGGCAGUUGUUUAUCGCAUCGUACGUGGUGCUUGAAAGCUGGAUACUUCUUAUGUUACUUCAGUCGGUUAUAUGUGAUGCAUGUUCCCAGGCACAGGUGGAAUUAGAUACGCAAUGGAAAGAUCCUGACGUCAUGAAUGUGAUAAUGGAGUGGAUCACCAGUAUGAAGUUGUAUAAACGACUACACGGGCUGUACAAACACUAUAUAUAUAGACAAAGUGGACGCAAGUACCGAAAACAUCACAAUGAGAAGGAGCACAUAAGAAACGAGACAGAAGAUCCGAGUCAAUACCUGAUCCAACUCGAGAACCGCAUACUGUUGUUGGAGAACAAAUUAGAUGAAUUUUUGCAUGAUAUUUUAAACUAA
This is a messenger RNA of Saccoglossus kowalevskii, 5295 nucleotides long. RefSeq names its product polycystin-1-like protein 2. Gene Ontology annotation, cellular component: membrane. Gene Ontology annotation, biological process: detection of mechanical stimulus. Gene Ontology annotation, molecular function: calcium ion binding; calcium channel activity; protein binding. Lineage: Eukaryota; Metazoa; Hemichordata; Enteropneusta; Harrimaniidae. The record is from RefSeq and is a predicted model, not a curated record.